Molecule: messenger RNA, 765 nt
Organism: Colletotrichum spaethianum
Lineage: Eukaryota; Fungi; Ascomycota; Sordariomycetes; Glomerellales; Glomerellaceae
Product: UPF0676 protein
Exons: 2
Coding region: 1-765 (254 amino acids)
Molecular function (GO): dioxygenase activity
Source: RefSeq, a predicted model, not a curated record
AUGCAGGGCACCGACGUGCUCAACAAUGUAGAGUCCGUGAAUAUUGCCAAGUUCAUCGCAAAUUACCAGAACGAGCCUUUUCAUCCGUUCUUCGACCCUUUCAGGAAAGAGAUUGAAGACUUUUCGAGACGCUCCCUCGAGCUGGCGAGCAAAGUCUUCACCCUCUUCUCAAUCAUCCUCGAGCUCCCCGAAGACUACUUCUCCUCCCGCCACGCCUACGAGUCCCCUAGCGAAGAUCAUCUCCGCUAUAUGGGCUAUCAUCCGCGACCCCUUGCUGACGACCUCAAAGUCGCAAAUACCUGGUCACGGGCCCACACUGACUUUGGUUCCUUGACGCUGCUUUGGAGCCAGGAUGUUGCGGGCCUACAGAUCAAGACUGCGGCGGGUGACUGGCGCUAUGUGCCGCCCAUCGACGGCGGAAUCGUCUGUAACGUUGGCGACACGCUCGAUUUCUGGUCUGCGGGCUACCUCAAGUCCACCACACACCGCGUAGUGAGGCCGCCCGAGGACCAGGCUCACCUAUUUCGCCAGGGUUUGUUUUACUUUGUGAGGCCUGGUGACGACGUCGACAUCAAACCAGCGCCGUCGCCAUUAUUAAAGAGGCUCGGGCUGGUAAGGGAAGAUGCCGAGGACGCUGAGCCAGUGAGGGGGCUGCAGUAUGUUAGAGAGCGGGUGAAGAACUACCAUGAUCAUAACGACUACGCAGACAUGAAGGGCAAGAAAUUCAAAGUCGGCAACUUGGAAAUUGAGGACGAGGCACAUUGA